Acanthocheilonema viteae is the source of this 813-nucleotide messenger RNA. The record is from the annotation of a GenBank genome assembly. Lineage: Eukaryota; Metazoa; Nematoda; Chromadorea; Rhabditida; Onchocercidae.
AUGGUUAUCAGCGCCCAAGUGCUUAGUAUUAACGUUGGCGGAAGCAGCAACAACAGUAAUAACAGUAAUAAUAAUAAUAACAGUAAUAAUAAUAAAGAAACGAAAUCCGGUAUUAGCGAUAAGAACAGCUCACCAGGAACGGCAAAAAUUACAACUGGUGACGAAAUCGAAAAUCAGGAAGAUCAACAAAAAGAUCAAGAGUGUAGCAUCAAUCCAUUGGUUGCGAAAACUUCAUCUACUGUCUGGUUUAAGCAUCAGCAUUAUCAUCAGCAACCACAGCAGCAUCCUAAGUGGUUACUGAAUUGCUGCACGUCAAAUUUUACUACAGCUGCACAACAGUUAACUGUACUGAUUGACAGUAUUGGUAGCUGUAUUCCAGAUCCUAUCGCAACAUCAGCGACCAAUAUCGCUAUAAUUCCUACUGCUGCUGAUAGCAGGAAUACGACGAUAGCAACAACCACAACGGUUUCCACAACAGCUGUUCCUGACAAUACGACAGAGCAGGAUAUGAGCCGAGAGAGUCGUCAUGUCCAUGUAAUUGGUCUGCCGGAUAGUCUUUCGGAUGAACGAGUCUCAUCAUUUUUUUCCACAUUUGGUCGUGUACAAAAAGUGGAACGUUUGGGUGCCACUGGUUUUGUGGUUAGUUUCAUGGAUGUUCGGUCGGCGCAAAAAGCCCAUUCAAUGGAACCGAAAUUUCAAGGUCACCAGCUACGAAUCGCAUUCCACGAACAGAACAAGAACUCGCGAUAUCUCCGAUACAUGGGUUGUAUCUUUGGUUGUGUCGCAAUCUAUGUGGCACAUGCGCUAUUUUAG